Molecule: messenger RNA, 3568 nt
Organism: Cherax quadricarinatus
Lineage: Eukaryota; Metazoa; Arthropoda; Malacostraca; Decapoda; Parastacidae
Source: RefSeq, a predicted model, not a curated record
AUGUCCUCUCUUGAGCAACUCUACAAGCAGCUAAAAGAUGAGCUUAGGGCUGCUAAGCUCGAGAUGCGGCGAUUGAUAGAAGAAAACAAGAGGAUUCGUAGUAAUCCUCCUGUUGUGAGUCUUCAGGUCAAGAGGGGAACCUGGCACUGCACUGAGGGGCUGCCCAUUGCCAUCUCAAAGCCACUGUUUGUAACAGACAUCAAGGACACAGGGAACCAGCUUUCCUCUUUCAGAGGACUCGUGUUGCGAUCCAUAGAGGUAAUGCAUGCAGCAUCUGGGCACGGGCCCACCGCCGGGGGAGCUGGACGAAAUCUGUCUGUGGGCCUCAUCAGCGUACUGACGGACAUCGUGUGGAAGAGCACUGUCUCUUGGAAUGCUGGAAAUGUUGGCUGUAAGGCAGUUAGAUUUGCUCAGGCCCUGGUGCUGUAUUCAUCAACGUACGUGUUAGUGGCGCUAAGCAUUUUCGACCGGUAUGAUGCCAUCACUCACCCAAUGAACUUCUCAGGGCAGCUGUGAGUUUGGAGGCGGGCACGACGGCUGGUGGUGGUGGCUUGGUUCUUAUCAGCUGUCUUCGCCUCUCCCAGCCUCGUCUUCUUCAUGGAGGCUCCAGUUGACGGCGUCAUCCAGUGCUGGAUCGACUUCUCUGAGGCAUGGCAAUGGAAGCUCUACAUGACACUGGUGGCUUUCACCAUCUUCGGCUUCCCCACAGUCAUCAUCACUGCCUGCUACGCCAUCAUCGUCUAUACCAUAUGGUCCAAGAGCAAGAUCAUGACCCUUAACAGCAAGGCCCUCGGCACCAAAAACGGUGAGAAGCGUCGUGGUGGUCACCAGGAGGACGACUCACGACGUGCUAGCUCCAGAGGUCUUAUUCCCAAGGCUAAGAUCAAGACCGUGAAGAUGACCCUCGUCAUUGUCUUCGUAUUCAUCCUGUGCUGGUCGCCGUACAUCGUGUUCGACCUGCUGCAGGUGUACGGCUACGUGCCUCAGACUCCCACAAAUGUGGCAGUAGCUACCUUCAUACAGUCGCUGGCACCGCUCAACUCGGCCGCCAACCCCAUCAUCUACUGCCUCUUCUCCACGCACAUCUGCCGUAACCUGAGAAGAAUCCCAGUGCUCGAGUGGGUGGUGAGACGGGCCUUCCCCUGCCUGGAGUGCGCCCAGCAACCGCUGGAGCCUGUACACAACUUCCAGCGCUGCGGUACAGAGUACACCACGAUGUCUGAUGCCUCAAGCAGGAGGCAGACCCUCUCCUCCUCCGUCAGGUAUAAUGCCAGGUACCAACCAGUACGUGCUGGAGAGCUCAACAAGGGGUCAUCUCUCACCUCUGCCACCUUGACCAACGAAUACCUUAAUACAGAGCUUCUGGCAUACAGUACCAAGCGUUCCCACGACCCAUUCAUACGCGGCUCUGUCGUGUAGGAGACGCACACGACCAGUUCAGCCCGGGACUUCGAAAUCGACAUCGAGAUGCAAUCACAGGAUGCUUAGCUCAGAGGGGCCAUCGACAAGAGACAUCCUCCACGAAGAAUAUGGUCGUCACGAAAGGCAGAUAAGACUGGUUGCUUUGAGGGAAGGAAAGGAGACUUUAGAUCUGUCCCUUGUGUGAAAAUAUAUAAAUAUAUUAAAUUUCCACAUUGAAAACAGGAAAAACCUGAGUAUUUUCAGGUGCUUACAUUCAUAUUGCAUAGAGAGGAAGAAAAUGUAAAGACACGUUAGUUAGUUAUGUAUAAUAACACAUAAGAUGUCAGUUCUAAUGCAAGAGAUCGUUGAGAAAGAAAUAAGAUGGGUGAAUCGAGUGAUGUGCAGUGUAAAAAUACCUACCUGGCAGACUAUUUGAGUAUAUUAAUGUGAGACCUCAAGCAUGCGAGGCGGGGAAUUUGCAAGCGCUUGGGGUUUAAAAAGACGUCCAUGCCAUUCCAAACCUUCAUGUGACGAUCAGUUGUGGAGAAUGAGAGGAAAGAAAGUACUCGAAGAUAAAUAUGGCAUCCGUAGAAGAAAAAUAAAGAGGUGUAAGGAAUCAUUUGUGCAAAAGCAGUAGAGUAAGCAAAUACUGACAAAGAUUACCAGUCUUUGCUGGCACACAUACAAUUUGUGGUGAGCAAUAUGUCUCAUCUUUGUCGACUAGAAAAAAAAGACGAUAGGUCGUCCUGGGUAGAUACAAGGUCACAGUGACAGCAAAACACAUACACACUGAGAACAGCUUCUGUGUACUUACUUAUGACUGGCAUUAUAGGCUAGUGAUUGCAUGUUAAAUGAUUUCGAGAAAACUAUACCAGAGAGGAGUGUAUGAGGAAAGUAUGAGCCACAUAUAAUUGUGAGUCACAACGAAUUUAGUCAAAUAACCAAGGAUAAUAAACGCUAAUUUUUAUCUCUUUCUCUAUCUCCUUCCUCUCUCUCUCUCUCUAUCUCUCUCUCUCUCUCUCUCUCUCUCUCUCUCUCUCUCUCUCUCUCUCUCUCUCUCUCUCUCUCUCUCUCUCUCUCUCUCUCUCUCUCUCUCUCUGACACUUCUGUCCAUGCUGAUCUGUCUCUUGCAGAAAUGUGUUCUAUGAUUGUAUUUAUGUGAAUAAAGUAAGUUUCAUCUGUAAUUAUAUAUGUUCACUUUACAAUUGUGUUUGGUACCAGAAUGAAGGUGAGCAGGGAGCAAGUGGGUACUAAAGUGUAUAUUUAAGUGUCUUUACCUAUGGUCUCAAUUAGGAUUCUCUGGCAACCGCCAGAUUUACUGGCAACAUAAUUAACGAAUUAAAGACAGUGCUGAACAAGCCUUUAUUAUAGAUAACAUUUUGCUAAGGAUUAUGUUUCAUCAAGCCUUGAAAUGGCAUAAUCUUGCGCGAGCGUCGUCUUUUGCAAAGGCUUCGUUUUUUAUUAGGAGAGUCUAUACUUGCUUGUCGACUUGUUGCCCCAGUUGCCAGUCAACUUAAUCCUGGCCUACACGUAUUAAUUUGAUGUCUGUGACUUGCUCACAAGUCUCCGGUCCUCAACUAAUGGUUGUGAUAUGCCCUGGCUGAGCUUAUAAUACGUAUCUUAAGUGAUGUAAAUAAGUACUCUAAGUACAUUUACGCAGACAAACAUAGAAAUAUUUUGCACACAGAUUCAGCGUAAUAAUUUGAAUCAAUCAAUAAAGUGCAGUUAUAAAUACGGACAUAUAUUUAUUUUGCACAUGGCGGCCAAGUGAUUUUAAUACACUCAUAUAGGUAUAUAGGUUUGAAGUGUUUAGUAUUGGCAAAAAUAGCGUGUUUAUAUAGUCAUUUGGAAGAUGUAAGGCCGUAUGGGUCAGAGAUAGCCUUGGAAAGGCAAGGAAACCAAGUUCCAUCUGGAAAAUGGAAGAAUAACACCAUUCCUUGAAUGAGAACCUCUUACUAGCAUAAAUGCAAGGAAAUUUCCAGGAAAAUACUAGGAAUAGGUGGCAUGAGCUGUUUGAUUGUCCUUCAAACAAGUGACAGACUGUAACUAGAAACUACUAAAACAAUAUACUCAAUAAUAACAUUAUAUUAUUAAUAGUAAAGUGAUGUUAUGGUAAACUUUAAUCAAAGUACUAUUCCACGACUAUAUUCAAGUGAUUUAUAUUUGU